This is a messenger RNA of Perkinsus marinus ATCC 50983, 1797 nucleotides long. RefSeq lists its product as hypothetical. Bases 1 to 1797 code for a protein of 598 amino acids. Lineage: Eukaryota; Perkinsozoa; Perkinsida; Perkinsidae. The transcript has 18 exons. The record is from RefSeq and is a predicted model, not a curated record. Gene Ontology annotation, molecular function: protein binding.
AUGAAGGUAGCAUGCCACCUCCAUCUCAUCAUCGCUGGCGUCAUGUGCUCUGUAGUAGCCAUCGUUCUCGAAGCCCCGGCUACUGUCUUGAUAGAGAUCGAUGAGAUCCCGACCAGAGACUUCCGUGCCGACUUGGCGAGUGCUAUUAGGCAGAAUAGGAGCACAAAUUAUGUCAAGGAAAUCCUCCAAGAAUGGUCGUUGACAAGUUCAACUCUAUCAGCAAUAGGGGACGGGCUGGGCUUACCCCGUGAUAUUUCCAACACGGGUGGCACCCUCGACCUCAACAGUGAAGAUGCUUCCACUGGUCUGACUGCCAUUCAAGAGGCUGCGGCAAUGGGGCAGAGGGAUACGGUUCGAUUGCUUCUGCAGUAUCCUGGCGUUGAUAUCGAUGCUCGGACGGCGAGCGGGGAGACAGCUGCGUACAUGGUCAUACCACACCGCUGUGACAUCCUACCACUACUUGUUGAUGCUGGUGCUAGUCCAGUCGAAGGUUGGAGGUGGCGGAAGUCCCCUUUAGAGAAAGCAGUGGAGCAUGGCGCCUUAGACUGUCUACAGCUGCUCUCACGAAGGAGUACACAGUUCAUCAACGAUGCUGACGAGUUAACCGAGAUGAUCUGGGAGCCCGAGAUUGGGUCAACUCUGUCUCACGACGGCUACGUGGAAUUCAAAGUUAAUGUGAUGCGGAAAGCUAGCGGGCCGAGUACUAUAGAAAGCAAGAAGCGUUUGGCUGUACUACGUUACUUACACUUUGUUAAUUUCGACUCAUUUGCCGUGGACUUCACCUGGGGGGUCCUCAUCACGGUGAAAAUUCCGAGUGUUUAUGUUCCUCCAGGAGACAUGGACGACUUCUUUUCUCCUCACGAGACUUUACAAGACCGCCUUGAUAACAUCGAGGAUCGUCGGAUGUUGGUCCGAGUGAUCCACUAUAUGGAGAUGGGCUGUAUUACUGAUCGACCGGCCCUUGCGGCAUUUUUGGUCGCAGCGGCCGGUAUACGGAUCUUGGUCACCUUCUGUCUGGCGAGCCAGUCUAGUGAGGCACACCUCCUCGCAGCAUUCGGUCGAGGCAGGGAGAAGUCGAUUGAGAGUGAUAUACGGCUCGUGAUAGAGUCUUUGGAGGACGUGGAGGAAGCAACCCUAUUAUCAUCAGCAUUAGCAGCUAGGGAGAAGGCUCGGACCUGGCUCAUGGCGUUCUACUCCCGAGGGUACUGCUAUCCGAGGCAUUUGUCGCUCCUGCUACCUCUGGUUGUGGUCCUUAUAGCCUCAGUGAUUGCAGUAGCAUUCUCUGUUCACGGCCAGGGGCUCAGUCUUGGUAUAUUUCCUGCAGUGUAUAGAACCAGUGAAUCCCCAGUGGUUAUCUUUGGUCGGGCUGGCACUCUAGUGCGCUACUCGGCGGUCUGGAUGGAAACUCUAUUCAUUAUCGUUGCCGCUGAAAUCCUGUUCAACAUCUGCAGCAGUUUUGUUGUGGGCAUAGCGGCGGUACAGGCCCGCCUGGACGGCCAGAGGUCAGUUGGUGUGCUUUUGGGGAGGGACCUAUCUGUAUGCUUUGCAGUUUGUGUUGCUUUCGUCGACCAAGUCUCGGCCGAUCAGUGGAGACUGCUGCGGUGUCCACUGGGCUAUAUCUACUUGAUGUGGCUGGUGACCCUUAGCGCCGCGACCGCAUUCAACUCGGCACUGGCUUGUGAAGAGCUUCCUCUGAUCUUGCACUACUAUACUAAUAGCGUCGCUAUGUGCCUAUGGUGCACUGUGGCUUUUGGGUACUGCAGCGCAGUCGAACGCCCUCUCGUCGCGGCAGGGUGA